Brienomyrus brachyistius is the source of this 1899-nucleotide messenger RNA. Its product is annotated as cytochrome P450 11B, mitochondrial. Gene Ontology annotation, biological process: glucocorticoid biosynthetic process; cholesterol metabolic process; cellular response to peptide hormone stimulus. Gene Ontology annotation, molecular function: iron ion binding; monooxygenase activity; oxidoreductase activity, acting on paired donors, with incorporation or reduction of molecular oxygen. The transcript has 9 exons. Bases 106 to 1683 code for a protein of 525 amino acids. Lineage: Eukaryota; Metazoa; Chordata; Actinopteri; Osteoglossiformes; Mormyridae. Gene Ontology annotation, cellular component: mitochondrial inner membrane. The record is from RefSeq and is a predicted model, not a curated record.
AAUUGUUGGUUCUGUCAGUGAGGCUGGAGAUAGGGGAAGGGAGGGGGUGGAACAGAAAAGGUAGCAGGCAAGACAGAGCCCUGGAGAGGAGCGCUGCCUCCCAAAAUGAUGAGCAUGCCGACACGGCUCUGUGUCCGGGACGCCCGCGGCUUCGCCCUCUCAGCUCCGAGAUCAGCCAGCGGGGACCUCGGGAAGAGGCGAGCAGAGCGGCCGCGGAGCUUCGAAGAGAUCCCGCACACCGGCAGCAGCGGCUGGGUUAACUUGCUCCAGUUCUGGAAGGAAGACCGCUUCCGAUCUCUGCACAAGCACAUGGAACAGACCUUCAACACGCUGGGGCCCAUUUACAGGGAACGGCUUGGCUCCCAGGAAAGCGUCAACAUCAUGCUGCCGGCAGACAUUGGCGAAAUGUUCCGUUCGGAGGGCCUGCACCCACGUCGCAUGACCCUGCAGCCGUGGGCGACGCACCGGGAGACUCGCAAACACAGCAAGGGCAUCUUCCUCAAGAACGGUGCAGAGUGGCGUGCCGACAGGCUCCUGCUGAACCGUGAGGUGAUGAUGAGUUCCUCUGUCCACCGCUUCCUGCCACUGCUGGACCAAGUGGCCCAGGACUUCUCCGCCCUGCUCAGGAGGAGGGUGGGCAACAGCAGCCGCAGUCUGACACUCGACCCCAGCCCGGACCUCUUCCGCUUUGCACUGGAAGCCAGCUGCCACGUCCUGUACGGGGAGAGGAUCGGCCUCUUCUCUUCCUCUCCCUCUCUAGAGUCCCAGCGCUUCAUCUGGGCUGUGGAGAGAAUGCUAGCCACUACCCAGCCCCUGCUCUAUCUCCCCUCGGGCCUUCUGCUUCGUCUGCACGCCCCCUUGUGGACAAAGCAUGCCACUGCCUGGGACCACAUUUUCAGCCAUGCUGAGGCCCGUAUCCAGAAGGGCUACCAGAGGCUCCAGUCCAGGAAGUCUUCUGGAGAGAGCGGGCAGUUGCCUGGAAACCAUGGUCAGAGCGGCGGAGUGCUGGGACAGUUAAUGGCGAGGGGGCAGCUGUCUUUGGAGCUCAUCAAGGCCAACAUCACGGAGCUGAUGGCCGGGGGAGUUGACACGACUGCCGUCCCCUUGCAGUUCGCCCUGUAUGAACUGGCCCGCAAUCCUGCUGUGCAGGAAACAGUCCGCAGGCAGGUGCGGGAGUCAUGGGCACAGGCGGGUGGUGAUCCCCUGAAAGCCCUGCAGGGGGCGCCAUUGCUCAAGGGCACCAUCAAGGAGACUCUCAGACUGUACCCAGUUGGCAUCACUGUGCAGCGCUACCCUGUCAAAGACAUUGUGCUGCAGAACUAUCACAUCCCUGCUGGGACGCUGGUGCAGGCCUGCCUGUACCCACUAGGCCGCAGCAAGGAGGUCUUCCAGGAUCCACACCUCUUUGAGCCGGCGCGGUGGCUGAAGCUGGCAUCGAGGGAUACAGGGGGAGCCAGAGAGGGGGACGUGGGUGUAGGAGUUGGGUUUCGCUCGCUUGCCUUCGGCUUUGGGGCCAGGCAGUGUGUGGGCAGGAGGAUCGCUGAAAAUGAGAUGCAACUGCUGCUGUUGCAUAUCCUGCUGAACUUCCAAUUAACUGUGCCCUCUUCUGCUGACAUCAGCACCAAAUACACCCUCAUCCUACAGCCGGAGACCCCCCCGAGCAUCACCUUUACCCUCCUUUGAUACCUGGAUAAUGUCCUCAUCACUCUGUUGUGAUCAGUGGGGUCAGGAAUGGGCAUGUGAUCUCACAUAGUGCCAUUAUUUCCGUCACUGAAUACCACAAGCAACAAACUCAUUCUGAUGUGGGUCUAAGACUUUGCUUUACAUAUUAACCCUAAACGAUAGAUAUUUCCUAUGUAUCUUAGAAAUCGCUUAAAAUAAAAAGUUUUGAUAAACGUA